Erythranthe guttata (spotted monkey flower) is the source of this 1467-nucleotide messenger RNA. Lineage: Eukaryota; Viridiplantae; Streptophyta; Magnoliopsida; Lamiales; Phrymaceae. The record is from RefSeq and is a predicted model, not a curated record.
AUGGGAGAACCUUUAAUCGAAAUAGAUCUAAAUACAGAGGUAUCACUUUUUCAUAUAAGUAAUGAGAGUGAAAGACAAGAGCACGAAUCAAUGAGUCUGCCAGAUUUAAAUUUGGUUGCUUUAGAAUUUGUAGAUGAUGUAAAUAUCAAUCUACAUUCUCCAAUUUUAGACCUAAAUGUUACUCCAUCUGUUGAAAAUGAUAUACCAUUGGAUAUGGGACUACAAUCAUCCUUGGAAGAUGAGUUCACUACAGAUGAAAACAUAAAUACUGGGAAUGCUAAUGGAGCAUCGUUACAGUCACGAAACGUAAAACAGUUACACAAUAAUGAGCGUCGGGACGUAUAUAAUUUGCUACAACAGAAAAGUUUUAACGGAAAAUUGCCGAAAGUGGCGACAAAAAUGGUGGCAACACAAUUCGAUGUUUCGAUACAAGCUAUUCAACACAUUUGGUGGCAAUCAAAUAAUGGUACGUGUGAUGAUGUAUCUCAUAGAAGGACAAAAAAUUGUGGUCGCAAGAGAAUACAAAUAAGCGAUGAUCAAAUCCGAGCGGUCCCUUUACAUAAACGCACAACAUUGCAGUCUUUUGCUCACUCCUUAAACACGUCGAAGAGCACAUUGUUAAGCGCUAGCAUUCAACAUGAUCCAAUUUUCAACGGGAUGUAUAACAUUGUUCAUAUCGACGAGAAGUGGUUCAACAUGACAAAGAAAUCAGAGCAUUACUACUUAUUACCCGACGAAGAAGAUCCGUUGCGCACUUGUAAAAGUAAGAAUUUCAUUGCAAAUGUCAUGUUUUUAGUUGCUAUUGCUCGACCAAGGACGUUUGAUGAACAAGGAAAUGAGCUUUUCUCUGGAAAAAUUGGUGUAUUCCCACUUGUUACGCAAGAGGCUGCUAAAAGAACUAGUAUAAAUAGAGUUGCCGGUACACUCGAGACAAAGCCAAUAUCUUCAGUGAAUAAAAACGUUAUAAGGUCAUACUUUAUUGAAAAGGUCAUACCUGCAAUCAAGCAAAAAUGGCCAAGAGGUGAUUCAAGAUGUCCAAUAUUUAUUCAACAAGACAAUGCAAGAACACAUAUUGAUCAUAAUGAUGAGGAGUUUCGUCUAGCUGCAACACGAGAUGGUUUUGAUAUUCGUUUGAUGCGUCAACCUCCAAACUCUCCAGAUUUGAAUGUUCUAGACCUUGGAUUUUUUAGAGCUAUUCAAUCAACACAAUACAAGGAGUCGCCUAAAACGGUCGAUCGGCUUGUCAAUGCAGUUGUGCACGCAUUUGAAACUUUUCCGGCAAUCAAGUCCAAUCGUAUAUUUAUUACAUUGCAAUUGUGCAGGAUAGAGAUUAUGCGAGUAAGAGGUUCUCAAAAGUACAAGACGCCGCAUAUUAAAAAAGCAAUGUUAGAAAGAGAGGGGCGGCUUCCUACUCGAAUGAAAUGCGAUCUUGCGUUAGUUCAAGAUGUUCUUAGGUAUAUAGGUUAA